AUGUCUAUUAGCUGUGUAAAAAGAUGUACAAUUUGUCCUGUAAGUGUUGAAGGAGCUGCUGGAUACAUGCGUCAUAUGCGACAAGUACACGGUACUGAUCGUUUAUUCGGCACAAAUUGUCCAUUGUGUGACUCUAAUUUUAUAUUUACUAAUUUUAAAUCUUUUAUGAAUCAUUUUCGUAAUCAUGACUUACAUCUUUCUUCGGAAGAGACGCCUCCCUUAUCGUUGUUACUAAAUUGUAACGAUUUUACUUCAAACAAUUAUGAUGAAAUUGAAUAUGAACAACACGAACAACAAGAACAGGGAAUUACAUUGUGGCAGCAUGAAAAUCAUGAUUCGUUAGAUGGUAUAAAAAAGUUUUACUUGAAGAUGCUGUUAAAAAUACGAGAAGGUCAUGUACUUCCUGGAAGUGUUAUGAAGACCAUGGCAUUGUCUAUUACUUGCUUAUUACAAUUUUUUUCUUAUCAUUUGUUAUCAAAGCUUCAUAUGAAUAUUGACAAUCCCAUAUCAUUCAAUUUCAACAAUGAUGUUGAAAAAACACUAUUUGAAAUAUCAAGAAAUGACCAUUCGUUCAUUUCCUGUUGCCAAAUUUAUUUCAAGUUUGUCAAGCCAAAAGAAAUACGUUUACCUACUGGAAACAAAGCUUAUUACAUUCCAUUACGUGAUCUACUUAUGAAUUUAUUUGAAAAAAAAGAUUUUUAUGAUAGUGUUAAACAAGAAAAAGAAAUUAUAUCCCAAUUUCAUGAACAAGAUAUUAUUUAUCAUUAUCGAAAUGCAGAAAUUGGACGACAACAUCGUAUAUUAAAUAGAAAAAAAAAUUGUGUAUUAUUACAAUUGUACUCUGAUGAUUUAGGUGUUGUUAAUCCAUUAAUGGGUAAAAAUGCUAUACAUAAACUGACGACGUUUUAUAUUUCGAUCGAUGAUUUACCAGCAUGUCAUAGUUCUUCUUUAAGUACAGUAUAUUUACUCUUAUUAUAUUAUAGAAAAGAUUUUGACGAUGAAAACAAUCGUCGAAUUUUGUUUGCACCAUUAAGUCAAGAUUUAAAAAGUUUAGAAAAUGAUGGUCUUAUAUUACCUGGUGAUAAAACCCCAACUUACUUUACAAUUAGCACAAUGUGUGCUGAUAAUCUAGCAACACAUGAACUCGGCGGAUUUACAAGAACAUUUACUACUGGUUGUUGUUGCCGCUAUUGUUUCACGCAUCAUAAAGAUAUGAAACGCAUUUACCAGGAAUCACAAACAUUAAUUCGUACAACUGAAUCUUAUGAUAUUCAGAUAAGACAUGUUGAAAAAGUGCCCUCGGACAAAUCUAUGUAUGGUAUUAACGAAGCAUCAACAUUAUCAUUUAUUUCAUCAUUUCAUCCAAUUACUUCUCUGCCACCGGAUUUGAUGCAUGACGUUUUGGAAGGCGUUAUGCCAAAAUUAACUAGCUGUUUAUUGCAUUCAAUGAUGUCUAGUCGUUUGUGCACAUCGUCAAAAAUUUGUCAAAUGAUAAAUAAAUUUACCUAUGGCAACAACGAUAAAAGAAAUCGACCACUUGCAUUGAAAGAAAAAGAUAUUUCAGAAAAAAUUAUUCGAGGAAAAGCGAUGGAAAAAUAUUGUUUAUUUUUGAAUUUACCAUUUAUGUUAUUCGAUAUUCUUGACAGAAUUCCUUAUUGGUUUUUAUAUGAAUUAUUUCGUGAAAUAUGGGAUAUACUGUAUUGUGAUUUUCCAAGAAAAUCUUGGUUAUCAACUCUUCAAACAUUAAUUGAAGAAUUUCUGCAAUUGUUUCAAACAAUUUUUCCUGAACAAUUCACUCCUAAAUUUCAUUUUCUUCUUCAUUCAGCACGAAACACAGCGAAAUAUGGUCCAUUAAAGCGACAAAUGAAUUUACGUUAUGAGGCGAAACAUCAUUUAUUAAAACAAAUAGCUAAUCGAUGUAAUAAUUUUAUUAAUUUACCAUAUACAAUUUCUAAACGUGUACAACUACGUCAGUGUUAUGAAUUAAUUGAUGAAAAUGCGUUUAGAUUAAAUAACGUUAGUGGUAAAAUUCGUACACGACGAACAAUAACUUUUCACAAAUCAAUACAAAAUGCAUUAACUGAUGAUAGUCCAUUUAUCUAUGGCGAUAUUGUUGAAUUCGUCAAAUGGGUAUUAAUCGAUAAUGUUAAAUACAAAAUUGGAGAUUUUUUUGUUGCUCAUUUAUUAGGUGGAGAAGAAAUUCCGUUAUUCGUUAAAAUUAAAUUUAUUAUUCAUAUAGUCAAACAAUGGCGGUUUAUUGUUCAAUGUUAUGAUACAAUUACAUUUCGACAAAAUUUAUGGUGUUAUGAAAUAAGACCAUCAAACAAUAAUAAUAUAUUAAGUAAAGAUGAAUUUUUAACACAUAAAUCAGAAGAUUGUUAUUAUAUAAAUAAUUCAUAUUUCAUUCGUGUACCUUAUCGAUUAACUAUUAUCGAAUGA
Molecule: messenger RNA, 2439 nt
Organism: Rotaria socialis
Lineage: Eukaryota; Metazoa; Rotifera; Eurotatoria; Philodinida; Philodinidae
Source: the annotation of a GenBank genome assembly